Entamoeba invadens IP1 is the source of this 3048-nucleotide messenger RNA. RefSeq lists its product as hypothetical. NCBI's taxonomy places the organism in Eukaryota, Evosea, Mastigamoebida, Endamoebidae. The record is from RefSeq and is a predicted model, not a curated record. The annotation marks the transcript as partial. The transcript has a single exon.
AUGAUAUUUUCUAUGAACGUGUUAAUACCACUGUUGUGGAUGAUUUACACUAACGCUUUUAACUUAGAAAAGAAUUACAACUUCAGUUGUACAACCAACUCAAAUCAAGUGACAAAAAGUGCAACUAUAUAUCCAGUAAACAAUGGCUCUUAUUAUAACAUUGGGUUCUUAACAUCCGAUAUCACGCUUUGUAUGUGCACAACACUAAACACAGAACGAAAACGUAACGACAAGUGUGAGUUUACUGGGCCGUAUUGCAUUCAGACUCUUUUUAGUUCUAUUGAUCAUUACAAAACUGACUGUGUUGUGAUAGUAGAUAGAGACUUCAAGUUUUACAUAGAAGGGGAGCAAACAGUAGAAGAUUAUGCGACUCAAUAUUCUGAUGCCUUAGUUUUAAAAAACAACAUCACAGUAAGUUUAUAUGCGUGGUUUGAAUUUAAAAAUGUUGAACUUAAAGAAAACUGUCAUAUUACAAUUCCAAGUCAUUUUCAUUGUAAUGAGAAGAUGUCAUUCAACAAAGGAAGUCACAUCACUUUUAAUGAGUCGAUUUCUUUAAGAGGAAAAAUAGAAGUUCCUAAUAACUAUGAAUUUAUUUAUCCAUUAAUCACAUCAUGGAUUGCUCCACUAAAUGUCAUGCACAUAUACCCAGAUUUUGGAAUGGUCGAUGGCACCACAAAUUGUGUUGAUGUCGUUUCUAUGCAACAAGAUGUCAAUCAAUAUGACGACGAUACCACAAAAUAUAUAACAAAAGCAGUAUGGAAUGACACUAAUGGGUUAAACCACCUUUAUUUAAUCAAUGAGAAGUUAAUUCGAUAUUGCCCAAAUGGCUUAAAUAGUGUUGAUUGUAAACAAUUAAAGUGUUAUUUGAAUGGAAACCAGUGGAUGGAUACAAUUCCUUCAACCAAUUUAUUUGCAUUUACAGCACCACAUUGUCCAUGUACAACAUAUGAUGGAUUUACUUGUACUAUUUAUAUUGAAAAUAGUAAUGUCGACUUGUUAUCAAAAAACUUAAACAAUUUAGUUGCUCCAAUUAACACUCAAAUUAGAAAUGGAGGAAGUUACACAAAUGUUGUAGUUAAAAGUGAAGUCACUGCUUUUUCUUUGGCUUCAAAAUUUGUUGCAAAUUUGACUUUAGAAAACGUCUUUUCUUUAAUAAAAGAGACUGCAACAAUUCAAACAACAAACAUUUUAAUAUCACAAAAUGAAAGUGAAAUUAUUGUGAAUGAUGAAUAUAUAAAUGACGUGAAAUGCACUUUAUUGGAUAACACCAAGAAAAUCAUUUUUAAAGUUUUAACUCAAAAUUUUGAUAUAACAACACAAAAUGAUUUGAAUAAUUUGAACGUGGAAAUGUCAACGGGGAUUUUGGGUGUUACUUGUGUAGCUGGAAAUACCAAUUAUAUUACAGUGAAUAACAUUAAAUUUCAAUUAAAUAAUUUGACAACAACACUGACAUUUACUAUGAGUCAAAAUACAAUGACAACAUCAACUGGUUUUGCUCAAGCUUCAAUUCAAGUUGGAGAAGAAACACUUUCAUUUUCUUCUGAUAAAGAAACUACAAUUACUUUAAUAGACUCAAAGUACACAAUUACAACAGACAGUCUUAAUAAUGUUUCUCUUCCUAAAGUGAUUUCAUUGACUUUAGUAGUAAAGAGCUUCACUUCAAUUGUUUCUGAAGGAAGAUUUGAAUUCCCAAGUAAUUUGAAUACAACACAAGUACAUACUAUUGAAGUGACAUCGACUGAGAAUACACUGGAAAUCACAACGGAUUCACUUAACGAUUUCAUUAUUACUAAUAAGAAAGAAGACUUUAACUAUACAAUUAAUACAAAUACUAAUAUUACUAUAUUUGGGGUGAAAACGGGAAGUGUCACUGUUCCAAAUACAUAUAACAAAAUACUAAAAUUUGCCAGUCAGCCAACUGAAAUUUCUAAGAACGAAUUUUUCACAUUGAGUGAAAUUGAAAAUAUUAAAAGCAACAUUAAUAGAGAUGGAACGGAAACAAUAAUUUCAUUUAAUAGUCAAAAUGUAUCAUUGAGUAAUUUUAUGUUUUCCAAUUUGGAAGUGAAGAUAAUUAAUGUAGAAAAAUCACUUGAUUUGGAUAUCAUUAAUUCCACUUUUAAUAAACUUACAUUAAAUAGUGUUAAUACUGUGGUGAUAACAACUUCUACAUUUACAAUUGAUCAAAUCACAAAUACAAAGUCUCAACUUACUUAUUUGAUAUCAAAAGAACAUGUCGCGAAUGGCACAUGUCGUGUAAUGAAAUACACUUCAUUAGACUCCACUUGCAUAUCUUCACAAAUAGAAAUUGCUGAAGAUGAAAAUUGUUUAAAUAAGACAGAAAAUAGAUGUUAUGAGUGUAAAGAGACGUAUUAUCUUUCUUCAAAGUGUUUGAAGUGUGGAGAAAAUUGUUUACGUUGUUUGGACAGUACGAACUGUACUUCCUGUGUAGAAGGUUUUGUCCUCUCAAAUGGCAAAUGUGUGGACUCCUGUGAAAAGCCACGGAAUUCAUUGUGCUUAGUUUGUGACAAACAAAAAGUUGCAAAUAACAUCUGCAAUAACCUUCCGGAUAAUUGUGAAUAUUCAACAAACGGAAAAUGUCUCCAAUGUACUACUGGAUAUGUUGUUGAUUCAAAUGGGUUAUGUGAAUCAAUAGCAAAUUCAGCUCAAACGAGUGGGAAUAAUAUAAUAAAUUGUGUCGAAAGUUACUACCUGAAAGGUGGUGAAUGUGUUCCUUGUGACUCCAAUUGCCAUCAAUGUAGCUUAGAUGCAACAUGUUAUGAAUGUUCAUCAAAUUCUUUUAUCAACGCAACUACAACAUGUGAAAGUACAUUAUGUGACACUUCUACAACACAAGAAGAGAAUGGGAGAUGUCUUACUCCAGUGGCUUCAUGUGAUAAAUAUUUGAAUGGGUGGUGCAUUCAAUGUAAAGACAAUAUGUUACUUGAUAAUGGGAAAUGUGGCGAUUCAGUAGCACAGAACUGUCUUAAAGUUGAUCCAUUAGGAAAGUGCAUUAGAUGUGAUAAUGAGUCUUAUUUAAAUGAUGAGUAU